AUGUCUCCAGUGAUUGACAGCCGGUUGAACUUUGGCCUUGCUCGGUUACAAGGACGUUUGUUUGCGGUGGGUGGCUCUACGACCGGAGAGAAAAUGACGAUGCUUUCAAGCGUUGAAAGACUUGAUCCCAAAUUUAACUCUUGGGAGAAACACGCUCCGUUGAGCCAGGGUAAGAAGGGAGCGAAGUAGCCCCCCACGCAGGCGUUUUUAGUAGAGCUCGUUUUCAUCCCUCCCUGUUGUGGGGAGGGGUGAAAAACGAGUUCCCCUGAAAACGCCUGCGUGGGAGGCUAGGAGCGAAGGGAAUUGUGGGGAUAUCCAAUGUGAUUUUCCACAUAAGCCACUGGUUAACAUCGGGAAAGCAGAAGCGGAGACAGAGAGAUUAGAGACAAAGGCGCAAAAAACAAACAAACAAACAAAAACGGAAGCUCCAUGGAAGCAGGGACAGAAAUAAUGGAAGACUUCAUAGUAAAUGGUUUAAAGCCAGACUAUUGCAGAUAAAGGAAAAAAAAACUGAUUCCGGAAUCCUCUAGAAACUGAAUUGAAAACAUGCUACAUCAGUAUGAACCUCAAGACUGAUGUUAAGCAAACAAGGCUUCCGCUUUUGUUCCGUCGUUAUGGAUAACAGGAGGACAUAAAAUUGUUUCCCUUCGGUUUCCCGUUUUUUUUUGUUUCGUUUCUCUGUGAAAACCUGCAAUCGAAGCCCCCACCCCAUAACAACGUUGGUCUUUAGCAAGGGAACAUGUUACAAAAGGUUGAGUUCGCAGUUAAGGAAAUACUAGAGUGUUCCAAUUUAGGGUUCUGACUUAGUUUAGGUUUACAAAAAUACCCUAGAAGAUAGAUGAUACUGGCUUUAGCGUGUGUGAAAAAGAAAGUUGCUAGAAACUUUUUUGGUUUAUCAAAAGCAUUGUAGACAUUGUAAAGCAAAACCUUGGCAGCCACGAAAUUAGUUAUAAAGCUCUCUGGUAGAUUAAGUCGCACUUCAAUGUAUCGGCAGGUCGCUUCAGCCACGAGACCUUGGAACUUCAAGGGAAAAUAUACGUUGUUGGAGGAGUUUUAGAAAGAAAUGGUCAAGAGCAAACGAUGGACUGCUAUGAUCACGUGACAGACAAGUGGACUUCACUUUCUGCACCCCGUCAGAAUCGUCAUUCUCACUGUUCAAUGUCACUAAAUGGCUACCUUUAUGUGAUUGGAGGUAAGCUUAUGGCAUUUUUGUUAAAAAACUUAUUAGGUAACCAGAGGAGCCCGCAAUCCUGAUCUCCAGGUUACUACUACGCAUGCGCGGUAAAUAUGUCACCAGUUUGGAUUUCCUAUUAGAAUAAAUGGAAUGCGCAGAACACAUCUGAUUACGCGCUAUUGCACCUUCUAUCACGUGAAACCCACGCAAAUCACAGCGUUUGACCUUCUUUCGAUCUCGCACGCAUUCUGUAACCUUUGGUUAUUACUAGUUUCCUAGACCAGUUAACGUACAAUGACAUUGUAUCGCCCAUGUAAAGGAAUCAAAGACAUUCUGGGAUUCUGAAUUCACGCCGUGGAUUUCGGAUUCCAGGUAGCGUGAAUUCUGGUUUCCAAAUUCUGGAUUACGGAAUCCGAAUUCCCUUACAUGGAGAGAAUCGUAGCCAGUCACUAUCAAAGAUCUGAAGCCUCAUAUUUACGUGUUAACGGAUUUACUCAAGACUUGUACCUACUACUUCUGACAGUCUUUUUACCACUGUACAAUCUCUGUAGGAAUCUCCAAAAACAACAACGUUCUUAAGACAGUGGAAAGGUAUGAUCCUCAACACCACAAAUGGCACAACGUGGCGAACCUCAACAUCCCGCGGAGUGGAGCAUGCGCAGUAGUACUGAUGGGUCAAAUCUUCGUGAUGGGUGGUGGUUCAGACGUUCGUAACAUUCUAAAUUCCUGUGAGAUUUACGACCCUGGAGUAGAUAGAUGGUUUAUCGGGAAAGGUGAGUCCUAUCAGCUUUCCUUUUUUUUCAAGGGCUAACAACACGCAUCAAUAAACAUGAUGAACUGUAACUAUAUAUAGUAUAUCUUUUGUUUUUUUGUUAUCUUGUCUUUUUAAGUAGCCACACCAUACCACGUCAUAUUAUGUAAUUUCCGGUCAUUAUUUUACUUCAUAUAUAUUUCUGUAAAUUCGUGAUAUCUCAAUAAACCUGAUGAAGACUAGUAUUGGCCAGUCGAAAUAUCGCAACUUAUAACCCUAUUUGUGAAAGGUUUGAACCCAGGAGUCACUUCAAAAGGUUGAGUUUGAUCGUCCGGGUGAACGUAGUCCUGAAUAACCCUAUUUCACGUUGUUUGAUCAGUCCCUGCAAAAGUCUUCUUGACUGUAACGUUUUCAACGCGCAUCAGUUUGAUCCGCGUCGCUGAAACACCCGGAGGGUACUCCCUAUAAUGACCUACACGGGGAUGCUCAGCCCGAAAGGGGUACCUUUCUCAAGCUUCAGAUGAAAGGGUCGGGAUUUCGUUAGUUGAAGUAUUGGAAAGGGUAGGGAAUCCGUCAUUUCGGUCUUUAAAAGGACCAAAAAGGGCUAACAGACGCAUUUGAGGGACGUGAAAGAGACAAGAAAACUUCGUGGUUUAGUGAUUUAUCCACGUUAAAAAGACGUGCAAAGUUCUAAACUAGGUAAGUGAAACGGGUGCCAUUUUUAAGUCGCAGGUUUAGGAAAGGAGCACAUUUUCUGUCCACAUUUGUAUACAAAAGGGUGAGGGGUUGGACCAGGGGGCGGAGCCGCCCCGUAUAAAACGUUGUCGAGUGCCGCACGUAGCGCACGUCGUCGUUGUCAUUUUUAGCCUCAAGCUUAUUAUUCUUUUGUUUUUCAGAUAUGCAUACUAAACGUGAUCUCGCUGGGGCCACGGUCUUUGGUGGAAGAAUCUACGUGUUUGGUGGUUCAUAUGGUAACGUGGCUGUGACGUCAGUGGAGUGUUAUGACCCCCGUGAAGAUGGUUGGUCCGUUAUAACUGAGCUGCCGUACCCACGAUAUGGAUUUCGGUGCGCAACAACUGCUGUCACAAACGACAUGAUAGCAGACGUGCCUCCUGCGAAACCAAAAGCACGAAACCAAGAAAAAUUGAUUUAG
Porites lobata is the source of this 3078-nucleotide messenger RNA. NCBI's taxonomy places the organism in Eukaryota, Metazoa, Cnidaria, Anthozoa, Scleractinia, Poritidae. The record is from the annotation of a GenBank genome assembly.